GCAAAUCAGUCGACCAUGCAAGGUGGGAAGAUCAGAUGACACAGAUGGAAAAUAUUCAUUCUACUGCUUAAUGGACAGAAAGUUGCGGACAUCAUUUGGAGGAAACACAAAAACAACCAGAAAGCCAAGAAAAAUUAUUUUCACACAAAAGAGUCACAGACGUUUAUGCCAGCGCAAAAGAAUAAUGAAUUCUACAAUGUUUCAGUACACCAUAGAAGACAGAUAUGCAGAUGCUUUUGCAAAAAAUUUCACCAUUGUUCUUGUCGGGCUCAUAGUCAACUCCAUCAAUGGAAUAAUUGUUUUCACAUUCUUCAAGAGUUCAAUUUUCUACAAUGAUCCAAGAUAUAUAUUAUAUAUUCACAUGGUCAUCAAUGAUAUGCUCUUGGUUUUUUUCAGUGUAAGUCUUGUUGUGAUGGCUUAUGUAUGGCCAAAGGUUCCUCUCCCGUUCUGUGUUACACUACUUAUAAUAGCCUCAACAACUCAUAAGAACACUCCUCUGACUUUGGCCGGUAUGGCCGUUGAGCGUUACAUCGCAAUCUGCAAACCACUGCAUCAUCAUCAGAUUUGCACAGUGCGCAGGACAUUCAUCCUUAUCUCUCUGAUUUGGGGUGUAGGAGUUUUACCUGGAUUGGCUGACUUGAUUCUUCUUUCAAUUGUUCGUCCUCUAUCUGUUUUUACAACAAGUACUCUCUGUAGUACAACUAAUGUGUAUAGCACACCAUACCAUGAAGACCAAAGCAAAAUUACACAUGGGCUUUAUACAUCUGUUGUGUGGUUAAUUCUUGUAUUCACAUACUGUCGAGUGCUUAUUGCGGCCAGAAGAGCCUCCACUGAUAAAUCAUCAGCAAAAAAGGCCCAAAGCACCAUCCUGUUACAUGGAGUACAGCUUCUGCUCUGUAUGUUGUCCAUCAUUACUCCUACCAUAGACAAGAUUUAUAGCCAACUUGUACCUACUCUACGGUCAAAAAUCCUCUUUUUCAAUUAUCUUCUUACAAACUUAUUACCAAGACUGCUUAGCCCCCUCAUUUAUGGUGUUCGAGAUAAACAAUUUGUUAAAUACAUGAAAGGACUUUUUUCAUGUAGGUUAAUUAAUGUGAAAGUUGAAUCAACUAAGCAGUGAGUGAAAAAUGUAUCAUCAUAUAAGCAUAAUUAGUAAUUAUUUUGUUAUCUUCCCUAUGCAAAAUAUAUUUUUAAUAUGUGCUUUUUCUUAGUUAUUUUCUUAUUGUGAUUUUGUAAUUAUAACUUCUUGGCCAAGUGGAAUUUAGAGAAAAGAUGUCAGGGAAUAUUAAGAAUCAUGCACUUAUGAAACGGUAGAACGUUUUACAAAUAAACACAUGCAUUGAAUUUAAAUACAGACUUAUGUUUUAUGGAAUAUAUCACAAUUGUGAAAUUACAUCUCAGUGUGGUUUUAUUUCUUAUUUUACUGUAUAGCAAUUUUUUGGGAUUCAUAAAAAUAGUUAAUCCAUAAUUGAUCGUAUGAUCUCAUUAGAGAACGUCAGCAAUUAUGUUUUCAUUUGCAAGUCAAUACAGGCUAAUUAUCUUCUCUGUAAUUUACAACAUAAAUAAAAAUGCUGAAAAACAUUUUAAUGCAGUGGGCCCACCUGUCCCACGAACACUGGCUGAAUA
Molecule: messenger RNA, 1626 nt
Organism: Pimephales promelas (fathead minnow)
Lineage: Eukaryota; Metazoa; Chordata; Actinopteri; Cypriniformes; Leuciscidae
Product: odorant receptor 131-2-like
Biological process (GO): G protein-coupled receptor signaling pathway; detection of chemical stimulus involved in sensory perception of smell
Cellular component (GO): membrane
Molecular function (GO): olfactory receptor activity; G protein-coupled receptor activity; odorant binding
Source: RefSeq, a predicted model, not a curated record